This is a messenger RNA of Chara braunii, 2282 nucleotides long. Lineage: Eukaryota; Viridiplantae; Streptophyta; Charophyceae; Charales; Characeae. The record is from the annotation of a GenBank genome assembly.
CCGUUCGAUAAUGAUAAUGAACCCACGGGCCUAUACUCCGGAGGUGAAGGCGAAUUCGAAUACAGGAAUGAUGUUGCGGCCACGCUGGAUGGGUGUAGUCUCUUCUUGACGACAGGGUCCCUGGUUAGAAGCGCGUACGUCCGCAGAACCUGUGGUUCUCUCUCUACUGACCCCAUUACGGUGAUGAACUAUUCACGAAGUACCCUGACGGGACUGGCAUUGAUGGAAAAUGAAGGGGUCGACGGGUACCUAUACGUGGGCUCUGAGGACGGGAAGCUUUUUGAAGUGCAGUGGAGCAGGCCUCCAAACGACUGUAAACUUGAAGCAGAGCCAAGGAUAGAAGCAGAACCAAACACAGUAUCAGAACCAAGCACAGUAGCAGAACCAAGCACAGUAGCAGAACCAAGCACGGUAGCAGAACCACGCAAUGCUCCUGCAUCUUCUGGAGGGGGCCCUCUUGGAGGCGCUCGCAUUCCGGCUCUGGUAGCUAUUGCGGUGGCCGUGGUAGCCGUGGCAAUCAUUGGCGGCUUGAUUUGCCUUUGGCGCCGACGACGAGCAGGUCUAAACCGUGCCGUCCUACUCGAUGAACAACGGCCUUCAUCUAUACAGGAAGGUGGAGCGUUGGACACGUGGGGAAUUAAGCCGUCCCGGGUCAAGCAGUUGCCUUUCAGAAUCCUGUCGGAAUGUACGGACAAAUUCAGCGAGGGUCGAAGAAUCGGGGAGAGAGGGGCGUUUGGGAAGGUUUACAGAGGCUCGCUCGAUGGCAAGGAGGUCGCGAUAAAAGUGAUGACGGGCGAGCUGACGGACAUCAAACGGAGGCAGUUUGUGGCCGAGGUGAACACCCUCAGCGGCCUCAAUCAUGCUAACCGCGUACAACAAGUUGGGUACUGCGUUGCGGGCGAUCAAAGCAUCUUGGUAUACCCGUUCUUCACAGGAGGCAGCCUGCACGGGCGGUUGUGCCCCAAGGCCGUCGGUGGGGGCGAUGCAAAAGCGCCCGAGGCAGACCAAAUUGUCGAGAAUCCAUCCCCUCCGCUGGCGCUUCUGGAGCGCCUGAGCAUCGCCUUCCAGGUUGCCAAGGGGCUCGGCUACCUUCACGACGCCGCCAGGCCGCCGAUUAUCCAUCGGGACGUGAAGAGCAGCAACAUUCUGCUCGGCGAAGGAUCUGGCGAGAAGCUUCACGUCGUCGUUGCGGAUUUCGGAUUAGCAGCCAUUGGGGAGAGAGUGUUGGGCACCGGGCAUGAUCACGUCGUGCUGACCUCUCACAUCGGCGGCACUUUCGGGUAUAUGUCUCCCGAGUACAUGCUGAGAGGAGAGCUGUCCGAAAAGAACGAUGUGUACUCUUAUGGGGUACUCGUUCUGGAGCUGUUGACGGGCAAGAAGGUGGUCGGGCCGGCUCCUUCCGGUCUGGGAUGGCAGACGCUCGUCGGGUGGGUGAAGCCUUUCCUUCGAGGGGGAGUCGUCCAGAGCGGGAGCAUGGAGAUGCCGUACCUGAUACUUGAUCGGUGCUUGUGGGAUCAGGUGGCUGGAGACUCGAUCAAGAAGAUGGUGAUGAACACAUUCCAACUUGCUUGGGAAUGCGUGGAAGAGGAGUAUGGGUCCAGACCAGCCAUGAGAGAAAUCAUUCAGCGCAUUCACAACAUGUUCCUGGAAGUGGGUUGGGAUGGCCUGACGGUGAUGAUGGUGGACCUAGAAAACGAUGUGGAUGAUGAUGCGGUAACCGCUACACGAGGUCUCAAGGAAUGAAGUGUUUUUUUUAAAGAUAUUGCCACUUGAUUGCGGCAUCAGUAAUUAAGAUGAAUAGCCAGUACAAUAUCUCCGCUCAACAGUCCAACAGAUCAGUCCUGAGCUUUCUCGAAAUAGAAGAAAGGUAAAAAAAGAGUGGAAGCCAUGCAUGGCAUCUCAGGGAACGACGGGCUGUUCUGGAAGUUGUAAUCCUUAACACCACAUGAUGAUCUACUUUGGGGCUCUAACUGCUGUAGACGUUUGUUUCGAUUUAGAAACGACAGGUUUGCGUGAAGCCAUGAUUGGAUAAUGGUAUCGAGCAUACAUUAGGAAAAAAAACAACAAAAAAACCUAUUACACUGUGAUUGGAUCAUUCCGUCGUUCCGUCAGAGUACAGAACCAACGGGCCUACGCGCGUGACCUGGAGCCACGUGUGCUCGUCUCGUUUCUUGUUCCUUUGAUUUUGUGUCUGUGUUGGAGAGAGAGAGAGAGAGAGAGAGAGAGAGAGAGAGAGGGCGUCAUCAUCUAAUUAGUGAUGCAAAUGAAUUAAUAAACAAGAU